AUGGAGAGUUUUGGAAAUUUGAGUAUAGGAGACAGUUUCACUGGCGGAAUGGAACAUGUUGAUGAGGAACUAGUAGGUCUUUCCAACCUAAGUAUAUCGAAAAAUGGGCCAGCUUUAUCCCCGCAACUUAUUAACCGGUUCAUGCCCCAUUUUCCUUCAAGCCCAUCACCUCUGCGAAAUACAUUAGAUUUUAGUGCUUCUAACGAUGAUGAAGAUGACCGAAUGGAGAUAGAUGAGAUUGACGACACAAGUUUUGAAGAAGAAUGCAGCAGUGAGCCAGUUAAAGCUCCUGUUGAGGUGAAAAAAGAGUCCAUGGUGGAAGAAAUCGAAGCCACGCCAGAAGACAGAAAAGAGCAGGAAAAUAGUGAAAGACAAGAUCGAAACCUACGUGAGAAUGAGAAUAUUGUUUCACCGCAUCAUUCAACCGUCAUAAAGGCAUUGUUGUCACCAACGGAUCUAGGUGUAGCCGCAGCUACCAAAGUGGAAAGUGUUGUUCCAAUACAAUCAGCUAAGCUAGGCAGCAAUAAAAUUUCAGAAAGCAAUACAGGAGGUGAAAAUAUAAAUCAAAAUGAAGAAGUCGAGGAUGAAAUUAACUUACCAAUUGGGGGGGGCAAAUCAAGCAAAUACACAAAUGCGUUCGAUUCUGAGGUCAUUAAAAGGGAAUUAAGAUCAAGAUCGAAAUAUCAACCGAUUCAAGUCUCGUUCAAUACACACAAUUAUUUCUAUUCAGAUAAGGACGGCAUCAAGACAUAUUCUCUUACGAAACCAAAUGACAAUGGAGUAGAUGAAUUUUAUGACCAAAACGGUGCUUUCAAAUUGCCCAAACCAUGGUCACCCAAUUCGCAUCCGGCAUCAAGAGCAUCAUACGCCCUGAUGUCAUAUUUACAGUUAUUUCUCAAUGCAAUCACUUCAAUCGUGAUUUUCUCUUUUAUACUCUCCUUUGUCUUGGCGCUUCGAAAGGACUUAAAAUCCACAUGGGAACAAAGAAAGCACGAACUGCACUACGAAUCAAAGAACUGCCAAGAACAAUACAUCACAAAUCGUUGCAACCAGACGCCGGGUUUACCGGCUCUCAGUGAACAGUGUGCGAUAUGGAAACAAUGCAUGAAUAGAAACAACGACAUCUUCUUCCGUGCAAGAUCGACGUUGAGCGCAAAGUUGCUCGGAGAUAUUAUCAACUCAUUCAUAGAUCCGUUAAACUGGAAAACAUUAUUUGUCAUAUUCUGUGGUGUCAUAACUUGGUGCUUCAGUUCGAAUUUCCUACUGGGAUUCGUAAGAGCAAAGAGUUACUACGGUGAUGGCAUUAAAAGAUAUCCCUUACCAGCUCCGCCGACAACACCGACAACACCGACAUCACAAUCAUCUGAGGCAUCUUCUGGAGAUAGCUCACGAUUGCUCAAGCAGUGA
Molecule: messenger RNA, 1407 nt
Organism: Saccharomyces kudriavzevii IFO 1802
Lineage: Eukaryota; Fungi; Ascomycota; Saccharomycetes; Saccharomycetales; Saccharomycetaceae
Gene: BRL1
Product: Brl1p
Exons: 1
Coding region: 1-1407 (468 amino acids)
Biological process (GO): nuclear envelope organization; lipid homeostasis
Cellular component (GO): nuclear membrane; nuclear envelope
Source: RefSeq, a predicted model, not a curated record